AUGGUGGCGUUCAAAAUACUGGGUCUGCUUUUGGCCAUUGGUUUUGGCGGAGUGUUUGGAUCAAGGGUAAGUUGUUGCAAAAAAUGAGUACAAUUCAACACGAUGUAUACAUUUUGCUUACCUCUCAUGUUUUAGGUUCAGCUUGAGUUUUGAAUUUUUUUCGAAUCGACCAGUCGAUAGCAAAAAAAAUUUUUUUCUUCUAGACGCAAAAAUUGCCAAAAAUUUAUCGCGCCCCAAACUCCGUCGCACUCUGAAAACACGAUUUGUCGCCGCGAAAAAUCGGAAUCGCGCGCUACAUAAAAUCCAAAAUUUACAUUCUGUGCAAAUCGUGUUAUUGGGUCAGUAAAAAGCACUUUUUUCACGAUAUUCGCAGCGACAAAUCAUCUACAACGAACAAUUUUAAAGGCGUCAUGAGUGACAUAUAAGCCAAACUGAACCUCCGUGAAACAAACCCUUCUAUAACGACAAAAUUGUUUAGUCCCCUGUAACAUUUACUUCUUGCCUUAUAUUAGUCUGUCGGGAAAAUAAUGAGCACUCUGUCGCAUCGAAAACCGCAUGAAAGCGAAUUGUCUUCGCGGCAAAAUCAAAUUUCUUUUCACUUCAGCGACGCGAUUGGCGCAGCGAAAUUUUGCUCAUUAUUUAUCCGACAGACUGAUGGCACCUCCUCAUAACCUCUCUCCAACUUCCAGGACGAUAUUCUGAAAGACGGCUACUUUGGUAAAGGCGCCAAGAAACCCGACGACGAAUCGAUCAAGCCCUUCACCAUCGCGGUUCCCGACUCCGAAUUGGCCAAACUCAAAGGUCUGCUGCAAAACGCGCGGAUUACUCACACUCAACUCGAAGACAUCAAGAGCUACGAAUACGGGUUCACGAUGAAAUCGCUGCUCGAAAUGAAGGACUAUUGGCAGAAUACGUACGACUGGCGAAAGGCGGAAAAGGAGUUUAUGACAUUCCCGAAUUUUAAGACCCAAAUCGAAGGUCUGAACAUCCACUUCAUUCAUGCCAGGCCGCCAGCCGGCAAAUAUAAGACCGUGAAGCCGCUGCUGGCGUCACAUGGCUGGCCCGGAAGUGUUCAUGAGUUCACGAAGGCGUUUCCAAUUUUCACCGAUCCCAAAGCGAACGGGAUCAACUCGGAUUAUGCGUUUGAGGUCAUCGCGCCUUCUAUUCCAGGUGAGUUUUAGUGUAAUGUCCGUUGACUUAUGUAUACAAAAUGUCAUAUGUAUGACUUUCCCAGUGUGCAACUAUCCGUCAAAAUUCUACAGUGACGGACUGAUCCAAUAGCAAAAAAUGUGCCAUUCUGCAUUAGGGAAGUAUCUAAAAAUGUGGCAAAAUGCCUCCCUCUCCAACUAAAAAAAACUCCGUUUUGAAGGGCGCCCUCACAAAAAGACGCUUUUGAAACUGAAGUUUUUUCACUUGGAUAGGGAGACAUUUUGCCACAUUUUUUUUGAUACUUCGCUGAUGCAAAAUGGCACAUUUUUUGCCAUUGGAUCGGGUUCGCCACUGUACAAUCCAAGAGAGAUAUCCCAAGUCCGACGCUCAGAUUUUCUUCAAAUUUUGCACACACGCCAGGUAUAGGCCAGAUACCAAUUCCAAGAAGUUUUAGCUCGCGUUUUGCAGGCUCCGCCGAGAUAUUCAACGAUUUUUUGUCGCCGAAAGAGUGUGCAGAUCGCGGAGAGCGGUCUGAGAGAAGACGACUUUUUAGUCAUAACUUUUUGGGUUCCGCGCGGGAAAUUGAUUUUUGUGAGGAGAUAUUGCCCUAUACGGUAGGAAUAAAUAUGAAACUUUUCGUGAGGGAAAUUGGCCAAAAUCUGUCGCAAUUUCGCCGAGUUUUGAUCAUAAAAUCUCGGUCGUUUUUGCAAAAUGAGUCUUGCAUAUAUUUUAGAAAAAAGCAUCCUAUUAUAAAUGAACCAGUGAGAAAAAUGUACCACUUUGCAUCCUUGAAGUAUCAUAAAAUGUAGCAAAAUACCUCCGAUAUAUUUUGCCACAUUUUAAGAUACUUCCCUGAUCCAAAACGUAACGUUUUUUGCCACUGGAUCUUUUUCGCUACCGUAUAACCCUUUCAUUCGCAGGCUACGGCUGGUCGGACGCGGCGCAACGCUCGGGUCUGCAUCAAGCCGCGGUGGCGCGACUCUACAUGAAACUGAUGAAACGUCUCGGUUUCAACAAGUUCUUCGUGCAAGGCGGAGAUUGGGGCUCCACCAUCGUCGGGAACAUGGCUCGUUUGUAUCCGGACAAGAUCGAAGGCUGCCAUCUGAACAUGUUGGCCAGUGGCAACAAAGCGGUCUUAGCCAAGAGCGCUCUGGCGUCGGCGUGGCCACGGCUUCUGAAGGACCCGGAUUUUAAGAACUUCUCGCUGAAAACGUUGGUUUCUUUCGUUGUGAACGACGCCGGCUACUUGCAUUUGUUCGGAACACAGCCCGACACUGUGGGGAUUGCGUUGAACGACUCGCCCAUCGGACUGAUGGCCUGGAUUCUGGAGAAGUUCGCGUUGGGCACCAACUUGAAGAACAAACAGUUUGAGGAUGGGCGAUUGACGGAGAAGUUCAGCAAAGACGACCUGAUCACCUCCGUUAUGGUCUACUGGGUCAACGGAAAUAUGCUGCAAUCGGCGAGGUUCUACAAGGAGUUGUUCCGAUCCAAGGAUGCGCAGGAGCUUCAGAAGUAAGAGAGGUUAAAAAAGGGGUGUUUUUAAAGAAACGGGCCUGAUGCAGUGGCAAAAAAAGUACCAUUUUGCAUCCGGGAAGUAUAAAAAAUGUGGCAAAAUGCCUCCCUCUCCAACUAAAGAAAAAGUCCUUUUUUAAGGACGCGCCAUUUCCAUAACAAAAAUAGCGGGCGCCCUUUGGAAUCCGAAUUUUUUCACUUGUAGAGGGAGGUAUUUUGCCACCUUUUUUGAUACUUCUCGGAUGUAGAAUGAUACGUUUUUUACCACUGAAUCUUUCUACAAUAAAUUAUCAUCUUUUCAGUGAAUACAUCAAGGUCCCAACCGGCUAUCUUGCCACCAUGAACGACGCUAUUCCGGCGCAGCCGGAGGCCAUCGCCAAAGCCGCAGUCAACCUGAAGCAUUACGGCAAAGUCAACGCCGGCCAUUUUGCCGCAAUGGAGCAGCCAAAGGCUCUUGUUCAAGACUUUUUCGCCUUCACUAAGCAACUGAUCAAGUGA
Molecule: messenger RNA, 3159 nt
Organism: Bursaphelenchus xylophilus (pine wood nematode)
Lineage: Eukaryota; Metazoa; Nematoda; Chromadorea; Rhabditida; Aphelenchoididae
Source: the annotation of a GenBank genome assembly